ACUUCCAAGUCCACAGAGGGACUUGCUGCAAUGCUCCUGGAUCAGAGUGGAAAAUGGACAAAGAUUUGGGUCUGGCCCUGCUCCUGCUGCUUCUCUGCCACAAAGGCAACACAGAGUUUCCAGUGUCUUGUCCAUACGGAUGCCAGUGUUUCACUCCGGUCCAAGUUCUGUGUACUGAUGAACAAAUGAAGUCUUUACCCAAGAAUACUUCUAGGCAGGUCAAGGACUUUAUUAUAAUGACAUCAGCUGUGCAGUACCUGUUCCCUCGCACUUUAGAGGGGAGCCCCCAACUCACCAAGCUUAUCUUCCUGAAUAAUGAACUGCAAAGUAUCCACUCCCGGUCAUUCGAGCAUCUGACUGAGUUGCAGGAGCUGGAGAUCAGCGGGAACCCCGGGCUGGAUAAUUUAUUUCUAGGAACUUUUUCAAAGCAAGAAAAUUUGACUAAAUUGUUGCUCAACUUCAACAGGUUCCACACGGUGCUUCCUGGCAUGUUUGACUCCUUGAAACAGCUAGAAACUCUGCAAAUGAAGGGCAACAUCAUAUCAGAUCUACCUGCAUUUCUUUUCCUGAGCCUUCGCAAGCUGCGUGUCCUGGACUUGUCCCAAAAUAAGCUUGAGGAAGUAAAAAGAGAGACUUUUUAUGGUCUGGAAAGGCUGGAGAUCCUGAAAAUGAACAACAACUUCAUUCACAAUUUUACAUCUGACACAUUUCACAAUGUUUCUCAGCUGACAGAGCUCCACUUGGCGGGGAACAACAUAACACAACUUGAUGAUGACAGCUUCUCUGUGCUAACCAAACUGCAGGUGCUGAACCUCCGUGGAAACCUUCUUACAGCCUUCAGUGAUAAAGUGUUUGGAUAUGAGGGCUCAAAUUUGACAGAGCUGAACCUAAAAGGCAACAGACUGACUGAGCUGUCCUCUCUAAGUCGUCUGACCUCACUUACUGACCUCAACUUGUCUUCCAACCAGCUCUCCAAUCUUACUGAAGACAUAUUUAGAAAUCUUACAGCCCUGGAGAACCUGGCCCUGUCUGAAAACCAGAUCACUUUACUGCCUGAAAUGAUUUUUAAUGAACUCUUUGAUAUUAAGGUGAUUUACCUGCAUAAGAACAAUCUCAGCACUUUGGAUGCCAAACUGUUCAAGAGUCAGCUAUUCAUUCAGCAGCUCUACCUGUCUGACAACCAGCUGGAAAGUCUCCCAGAGGAACUUUUUGACUAUUUUAUCUGGCAGUACACUGUGAGGCUGCAUGGAAACCCCUGGAAAUGUGACUGCCACAUGUGGUACCUGCACGACUGGGUGCUGGCAAACAGCAAGAACGUGGAGAUGCUGGACAGAGUGGUAUGUCAGAGCCCAGACUUUUUGAGAAGACAGACAGUCAUGUCCAUCAACAAGGAUCAGCUUGUGUGUCAUUUGUCUAAAGAUGAGAUGCCUGAUCUCAGCACCUGUAGCCUACAAACAUCAAAUGGCACCAUGAUCAUAAAGUGUAAAGUAGAUAAAUGUUCCCCACUGAUGGUGAAGGUGCAGUUUCAGGAGGAUAGCGGCACUAUUGAGGAGCAUAUUGUGAAAAAUGAGUACAAACCUUCACAAUGUAGAAAUGAGACACUGAUCGAGACCCCCAUUUAGUAGUUUUCAUACUUUUUCUGUGUGAAAAUUUCUCCACACUAACAGUCUCGUUACAUGUUCUGUGACUGUCAGAGUCAAUACUCUAACUCACCAGCUGAUAACUAAUACACACAAAUGCAGCUGAAUGAUAAGAAAGGUGGGUGAACCUUUUCUUUAAAGUUCAAAGUUCAACUCAGGUUCUGAUCAUCCUGUCAUUGCUUAAAGAAACGAUGAGUAAUCUGUCAGUCAUGUGUUCACAUGCGCCUUUACUGUGAUUUAAACUCCCGCAGAUGUCAGAGGUUCUCUUCUUUAUGUACUCUGGCACUUCAGACACACCAAUCAUCACUGGCACGGGGCAGAGUAGUUAUGAAUAUGUCAAUGCAUAUUUUUGAUUUCAAGAAGUUUGGUGUUAGCUUCCUGUGAACAAUUUCAAUAAA
Molecule: messenger RNA, 2038 nt
Organism: Archocentrus centrarchus (flier cichlid)
Lineage: Eukaryota; Metazoa; Chordata; Actinopteri; Cichliformes; Cichlidae
Product: carboxypeptidase N subunit 2
Exons: 2
Coding region: 54-1622 (522 amino acids)
Cellular component (GO): plasma membrane
Molecular function (GO): protein binding
Source: RefSeq, a predicted model, not a curated record